AUGGAUGCUCUGGUAGCCAACCGCGCUCAAUCAGCAUAUCCACGAUCAACUUAUCGUUCCGAAAUUACCAAUGAAGAUAACCACGUAAAACAACGUCCCAAGACAAGUAAAAGUGUACAACGAGCAACAUCGAAUCUGUAUGAGCAGAACUCAGAAAGAAGUCGCAAAUCAUCUACGGCUUCAUCAGCAACAAAUUAUCAACGACGAUUGAAAACAGCAAGUAGUACGGGAACCACUACCACGCGACCUGGUUCUCGUAAACUUCGUUCUGAGGAAAUUGAAAAUCUUCUCCGAACUCUUGAUCGUGACGAUACAAUCAUCAUCGAGCUUGAUUGCUUGGCGAAUUAUCGAACCCUUAUCGAUACAAUUGAUCUACGUCAAACACCAAUUGACUGUCGAUUAUUAUGUGCAUUACAACAACGUGAAAAUCGCAUUGUUCAAAGCAAUGCGUGUCGUGAUAUACGUUUUCAUUCCUUACUGGAUUUACUUCAACCAAAAUUUAUAGCAGAGCCAACUGAAGAACUUGAACCUAAUGAAACUAAUAAUGAUCCUGUUGCGGAAUUUGUACAAUAA
Adineta ricciae is the source of this 573-nucleotide messenger RNA. The record is from the annotation of a GenBank genome assembly. Lineage: Eukaryota; Metazoa; Rotifera; Eurotatoria; Adinetida; Adinetidae.